AUGGUCUCCACCUGUCCUUUCCACUGUGUUUGUCGGAAUCUAUCGGAGUCUUUAAGUACGCUGUGUGCCGACAAGGGCUUGCUGUUCGUCCCCCCGAAUGUUGACAGGAGGACGGUGGAGCUAAGACUGGCUGAUAACUUCAUUACAGAAGUUGGGGGUAUUGACUUUGCAAACAUGACUGGUUUGGUUGACCUGACUUUGUCCAGGAACACCAUCCAUCAUAUACGACCAAUGGCCUUCGCAGACCUGGAAAGUCUCCGCUCAUUACAUCUUGAUGGUAAUCGCUUAACCAUGCUUGGACCAAGGGACUUAGCUGGUUUGGUCAACCUGCAACACCUCAUUAUCAACAACAACCAGUUGGUCAAAAUAUCACCUCAAGUGUUUGACGACUUUCUGCUUACACUGGAAGACCUGGAUAUGUCCUACAAUAACAUGAAAAGAGUUCCCUGGGAGUCCAUUCAGAACAUGGCCAGCCUGCACACGCUCAACCUGGACCAUAAUUUGAUAGACCACAUUGCGGAGGGGGUCUUUGGGGAACUGUAUAAGCUGGCAAGGCUGGAUAUGACCUCCAACAGGCUGCGCACCCUGCCGCCUGAUCCCUUCUUUGCCAGGUCCCAGACAGGAGCAAUAAGCCCAACCCCCUAUAAUGCAGUAAUAAGCCUAAAUUUUGGCGGGAACCCACUUCACUGCAACUGUGAGCUGCUGUGGCUGCGGCGGCUCGUCAGGAGAGAUGACAUGGAGACAUGUGCAACGCCUCUGCAUUUGGCGGGAAAGUACUUCUGGUCAAUUCCUGAGGAGGAGUUCACGUGCGAACCGCCGCUCAUCACACGCCACACUCACAAGCUAUGGGUGCUGGAAGGGCAGCGGGCCACCCUAAAAUGCCGUGCCAUAGGAGACCCAGAACCCGUCAUCCACUGGGUCUCCCCUGAUGACCGCAUUGUGGCCAACACAAGCAGAACCAGCUCCUUCAGCAAUGGGACCCUGGAUAUCUUAGUCACGGUCGCCCGGGACGACGGUGCGUAUACCUGCAUUGCGAUAAACGCGGCGGGAGAGGCUACCGCCACUGUGGAUUUGAAAAUAAUACCAUUACCGCACAGAGGAGGCGCAAGUGGGAACGGAGGGAAUAACAACGCGAAAAACAAUAGGAAUGUUACCAGUGGGAUUUUACGCACCGACCCCGGCUCUUCGGACAUCAGCACAGGGAAAAAUGGAGGUAUAAACAACAGCGGGAGAGGCGGGGAAGCGGAGGAGGAGAAGAAGUCUACGACCGAAGAGGAGGACGGAGCAAAGGGAUCGGAUGGAGGGAGUAUGGAGGAAGAAGAGGAGGAGCAGAGCCGUAUGGUGGGGGUCCAGGGGGUCACGUCAACUUCGGCGCAGGUCCGCUGGGAUAUGGGACCUCUUUCCGGAGGUUACGUUGUGUGGAUGUACCAGAUUCAAUACAACUGCACUGCAGACGAGACCCUCAUCUAUAGGAUUCUGCCCUCCACCAGUGACCGCUUCCUGCUGAAGAACUUGGUCGCUGGAGUGGAUUAUAACUUGUGCGUGCUGGCCAUUUUUGAUGACUCCAUUACAACGUUAGCUGCAACAAAGGUCCUGGGCUGCACCAGCUUCUCCACUAAGGAUGUUUACCCAGCAUGCCGUUCUCUGCAAGCACAUUUCCUGGGUGGAACACUGACUAUAUUGGUUGGUGGAAUUGUGGUCGUGACUCUACUUGUCUUUACCGUGGCGCUCAUGGUACGACAUCGUGUGUGUAAUCAUACAAACCAUAUGAUAUGUCACAAUGGCAACACUGAGGCUGGAGGCGGAGCUUGUUGUCAAGGUGGAGGGCUAGGGGCCGGAGAUAAGGGAGGGAACAGUGUUGGAUGUUACCAGUCCAAUGGCCAGGGGGACAUGAUGAUGGUAGUGCUCCCCAAUGGGCUGACAGCCAAAAGAGGGGAUAAAGAGAAGGACAGUGAGAAGGAGAAGGAGGUGGUGGAAUCCGCUUCCUCUGUUCCUCCUAAACUGCCCCCUAAACCACGAGCCAAGCCUAAAGUGAACCUCGAACAGUUUCUGUCCGCUGGUGGUGUGGUCUCCACCACCACAGGAGGAGAGAUGGCUCUGGUCGUCCGGCAGAGAAAGCUGGAGAAAGCUUACACCUCAGACAGUGACAGAACUCUGCUGUACUACACUCCCUCCCCUCCGUCCACUCUGCCCCGUCAGUCACGCUGCAGAGAACGCCCCCCACCUCGCCUGGAGCGUGAGCUGACCAACCGAGCCAGUUUUUCUCUGGCAGCUCCCCUCAGAGACGCUGAGCUGUUAGACUGGAGAAUGAGCCCCAGAGGCCGGGACAGAUGGAACUCAUCCCAGGCGUACCAGAGCCCGUUGUCACCCCUCAGCCCAGUGUGUGGCGCCAUCAGUAAGCGCCGGCACUCUCUGGACAUGGGCUCGUCCGUGGCUUUGGCCAGUGACGCUGCGGCCACUGUGGCCAAGCGUUAUGGCGCUGUGGGCUACGCAAAGCGGCUUAGCGUCAUCUGGACACGACGGAGCCAGUCUCUGCACGGGAUGCUGGUGCAAUGCGCCUCAACCACAAGCACAACAUCCUCAACAACCAGCGACGAGGCCGACAAUGGGAACAGAUUUGGGUUCCAGCGCGGAUAUAUUCACGCUUACAACACAACUAAUUCCAACUCAAACACUGGGAAUACCUCUGUCAAAGGAAACAAUGGCAAAGAGUCCAAACGUGAGAAAAGUAAAGACGGGAAGAGUGGAGAGGAGCUGGAGGAGAGUGUGGUCUAG
Messenger RNA from Knipowitschia caucasica, 2775 nucleotides. NCBI's taxonomy places the organism in Eukaryota, Metazoa, Chordata, Actinopteri, Gobiiformes, Gobiidae. The record is from the annotation of a GenBank genome assembly.